Molecule: messenger RNA, 3537 nt
Organism: Hypanus sabinus (Atlantic stingray)
Lineage: Eukaryota; Metazoa; Chordata; Chondrichthyes; Myliobatiformes; Dasyatidae
Product: shootin-1-like
Exons: 16
Coding region: 418-2022 (534 amino acids)
Source: RefSeq, a predicted model, not a curated record
CCUCCCCCCUCUUCUCCUUCCCUCCCUCCCCUCCCUCUCUCCUACUGCCUCCCUCUCUGCCUCCUUCUUUCCUAUCCCCUCUCUCUGUGAUACGUUUCUCGCUAUUUGACUUUUUAUUCUGUUUUCUUUCUAUAUAUCCCUCGCUCUCCGAGCACACUCUGUCCCCUUCCGUCUAUCCCGGUCUCUCACUCUCUCUGUCUCCCUGCACCUUUCUAUCUCCCCUUUUGUCUUGUCCCCUCUCGUUCGUCCUUCCCCUUCACCCCACUAUCUUUCUCUCUCCCUCGCUGCCCCUUCACCUCUUCCCUCCCCCAUGGUUCUUUAAUAUAACCGCUGUAUUUGCAUUUUCCUGCUUUCACUUCCCUCUGUUCCGGGAGCCGAGCUGUAGCCGGGGGCAGCCUCUCCAAGUUCGAGCUGGAGAUGUCCGCCGACUGCACGGAGCGGCGCCCUGCCUUGGGCUGGGGUUGGCGCGACCCCGACCCUGCGCCACACUCAGUCACUGGAGAGAGUGGUGUCAGCCCAGACGAUGACCAGUGGGACAGUGAGGAGGCUGCGGACUGGGUUUCUGACCUGCAGAGUGAGACGUUACUGAAGGAGAUGCAGCAGUCCUCCAUGCAGAUAAUUGCGGAGCUGGAUGAGCUCGAGACACAGCUAGCGGUCGAGAGGGCAUGCCGGGAGAGUGCGGAGGAACUCGCUGUGAAGCUCAGCAAAGAGAACCGCAAACUGCAGCGGAUGAGCCUGGUCCUGCAGCCUGUGUGGGAGAAGCUGCCAGAGGACAUCGCCCAGCUGGCACCGGGAACGGAGGAGAGCGCUGAUCCCAGCGAGGAUCCUGUCUACCAGUACCAGCUCCAGAUCAAAGAUUUACAGGAGAGAAUCACCCAGCUCCUGGAGGAGAAGAAGCAGUUGACGGGCAAGGUGACCGAACUGGAACUGCGAGUGGCUGAGCUGCUGGAGAAGGCAGAGAAGGAGCAGAGGGAGAAGAGGUUGCUGAAGGACACUCUCAACAAGCAGAACAAGAACCUUCAGCGGCUCAGUACAGUCUCCACCCUGGUGACCCAGGAAUACCAGGAGCUACAGCAGAACCUGGAGCUGGAGCAGAAUCUCAGGCAGCGGGCAGAGAGCUACGCCCACCAGAUGCGAGUGAAGAAGCAGGAGGCAAACCGGCAGAGUCUGCUCCUCCUGGAGAAAACGGAGCCCAGCGUCCAGCUGCUCAAGGCCCUGGAGGAGGCGAGCGCCGCACACCGGACCCUCGAGGAGGAGCGCUUCCUCCACGAGAAACAGGUGAAGGAGCUGCAAACGCAGCUCGAGGGGAGUGAGCACAGGAAGGAGGUGGACAGGCUCCGGCUCCUUUUGCAGUUGGCAGACGAACAUCAAGCCGAGCUUGAGAACCAAGUCCAGGAGGCCGAGAAAAGGAAUCAGGAGCUCGAAACCAAAGUCAGAGACCUUCAGCAGGAACAGAGCUCCUCGGACCGUCCGAUGUGUGAGGUGGACGAGGGGGCUGCCAGCAUAACCCCACCACCACCACCACCCCCACCCCCACCACCACCACCACCCCCCCCUCUGCCCCCCCAAAGCGCAGCCCCUAUCGACCCUUUGGCAGAGUUACUGCGAAGACGACAGAAGGAUGGGCAGAAGAAAGAGGACGGCCCGAGCACCCUCUCUGAUAUCAAGGGGAGGGCCGUGAACGAGAUGAUGGAGAGAAUCAAAAACGGCGUGGUCCUCAAACCCACAAAGAGGAAGACAGAGCUCACGGACGCAAAGCCUUCCGACACAGAGAGCAAGGGCUCAGCUGUGAUGGAACUCCAAGGAAUUCUGAACACGAUGGGGAAGAGGAAAGUCCAGCAGAAGAGCUGGAGGAAUGACAAGAGACAGAACGAGCUGGACGCUAUCCUCCAGAGGCGGAGGAAGGUGACAGAGACGGCAGCAGGGCCCAAGGAGAAGAAGACGGAGGAUCCAGAGCAGAACAGGCCCUUUCGAAACAGUCGCUCAGCAACCUCCCACAUCUCCAGACUAAUCACAGGAUAAUUUACAAAGACCAACUGGUACGUCUUUGGACUGUGGGAGGAAACCCACUCAGUCACAGGGAGAACGUACAAACUCCUCACAGACAGUGGUGGGAAAUGAACCUGUGUUUCUGGCACUGUAAAGCAUUGUGCUAACCAUGAUGCCCCAGUCAUACGAUACCAAGAAGUUUCCAGAAUCUUACAAAGAACUCUACCCACUCAGGGACAGACUGAACAAUUGCAUAUGCAUGCUGUGACCACUAGGGGACAGACUGAACAAUUGCAUAUGCAUACUGUGACCACGAGGGGACAGACUGAACAAUUGCAUAUGCAUACUGUGACCACGAGGGGACAGACUGAACAAUUGCAAAUACAUAGGGUGACCACUAGGGGACAGACUGAACAAUUGCAUAUGCAUACUGUGACCACUAGGGGACAGACUGAACAAUUGCAUAUGCAUACUGUGACCACUAGGGGACAGACUGUACAUUGCAAAGACAUAAAAAUACAACUGCAGAUGCUGUGGAUCAAAGGAUACGAACACAACGCUGGAAGAACUCGGCAGGCCAGGCAGCAUCCGUGAGAAAAGAGCAGCUUUUCUUUCCUGAUGAAGGGUCUCGGCCCAAAACGUUGGCUACUCUUUUCUCACCGAUGCUGCCUGGCCUGCUGAGUUCUUCCAGCGUUGUGUUUGUAUUGCAAAUACAUGUUGUGACCACUAGGGGACAGACUGAACAAUUGCAAAUACAUACUGUGACCACUAGGGGACAGACUGAACAAUUGCAAAUACAUACUGUGACCACUAGGGGACAGACUGAACAAUUGCAAAUACAUACUGUGACCACUAGGGGACAGACUGAACAAUUGCAAAUACAUACUGUGACCACUAGGGGACAGACUGAACAAUUGCAAAUACAUACUGUGACCACUAGGGGACAGACUGAACAAUUGCAAAUACAUACUGUGACCACUAGGGGACAGACUGAACAAUUGCAAAUACAUACUGUGACCACCAGGGGACAGACUGAACAAUUGCAAAUACAUAUGGUGUCCACUAGGGGCAGACCAAACUGUUACCUGUAUACAGGUAGUUAUGUAAAAUACAACCAGGUACAUAGUGGAACUGCACAUAAAAUAACAAUUAUACAGUCUAAUCCAACAGGAACAAAGAGAGAGGCAGGGUGGAAGGAUGGGAUUUGACUUUUCCCACACAGAGGGUGGUGGGUGGGUGAAGUGUGUGGCCAAAGGAAGUGGUUGAAGUGGGUAUAAUUGCGACAUUUAAUGAACAUUUGGACAGAUAGCGAAAGUUCAGAAGGAUGCAGGUAAAUGGGACUAGCUCAGAUAGGAACGGUGGUCGGCACAGAGCAUGUGGGCCGAAGGGGCUGAGUCCGCGUUGUACAACUCUGUAACUCUGAGAGAGUCGAAGCACGGAACAAUCUCGUUGAGUGAACAAAGAAGCUGGAGGAGGAAAUUGACCUGAUCCUGUGCAAUGUGAUGGAGAGAGAGGGAAAGGGAGAGUGGAGGGAGAGAGGCACGAGAG